AUGGACCACACUAGCGACUUAACUACCGAGCAUAACGAUGUAUUAGCUUCUACCGACCAGCGCACCAAGAGCCGCCUGCGUGCGAAGCGACUGUACUACAAGAAGCGGAAUCUGCUAGAAGAUCUUCAGCGUGAUGCUGACAUCUUGGGAGCUAAGUAUGAGCAACUUCUGGCUGUCCAUCAUGAGCAAAGCGCACAACCAACGCCUGAUACUACUGCACAAAUUUUAAGCAACACCACACAUCAUGCAUAUGUGCAACUAUCGCGGGUGAAGAGCGUCUUGGCCAAAGAGAAUGAAGAGCUCAGACGUUUGCAUGCCACGUAUGUGAACAUAGAGCGACAGAUUUCUCAUCUAGCGGCUGCACAAACGAAAGCUCUGCUUUUAGCAAAAGAGGAGCAAGAAUACAAGCGAAAAAAUCCUGUGCUUAAAGUGAACUCGCUCACACAAGACCAAUGUGCCGAAAUUGCAAGGAAGUCGUAUCUGGAGAUCAAAUUAUUUCGAGCGAACGAGUCGUGCUUCUCGACAGGUACAAGUGUAUUGGGUUGGCGAGAUCGACACAUGUUACGCCAGAAUAAACUCAUGUUUUCCUUAGAAAAAACAUUUCAUGGACGAGCUAUGGACAUGAUGGCGAUGAAUCUUUGGGAAAUUUUGUCGUUGCCAGAGCCAAUUGUAAUCAUGCGUCCCCGAGAUGCCAAAGUGCACUUUCAUGUCGUGCAACGGCUUGAUAAAGACGCAGUCGUCUACUACUAUACUCUGGAGCGCGAGGACACAGACGUUCGUAUUCGAGCAUUCAUCUUGGCCAUGCGUGUAGACCUUGGGGAGGAUGGAUGUAUGGUAGUUCUUCGCAGCCUCGAUCCAAAGACUUAUCUUGAGCAUGAUGGAGACUGCACAGCACCGGUCCGUCGUGGACGUCGCAAGGUGGAGCCGCACAAAGAAAACUUUUGGCUUGAUGUAUUUGUGUGGAGCUUUUACGAGUAUGCAGGUGAGCAAGGUGAAGAUUGUAAGCAGACUUUUGGUGGAGAAAUCGAAGGUACAGCACUCGCAAGUACUGGGUGGUGGUCCAUUGAAAUAUUGGAGAUGGCUCUGCGAAUGGAAAGCCGGGGAAUAGGUUCUCGCGGCUUGCUGCGAUGGUAA
Messenger RNA from Plasmopara halstedii, 1134 nucleotides. RefSeq lists its product as uncharacterized. Bases 1 to 1134 code for a protein of 377 amino acids. The record is from RefSeq and is a predicted model, not a curated record. The transcript has 2 exons. NCBI's taxonomy places the organism in Eukaryota, Oomycota, Peronosporomycetes, Peronosporales, Peronosporaceae.